AUCUCGGAUCAGACAAGCAUUGCGGGCCUUUUAGAGCAUUUGAGCUGAACCCAUGGGCUGGUUCUGUAAUCAGAACAAUAUGUAAAGUUGACCCAAAAACAAAGAAGAUUAUGUAAAAUUUUGACUGUAAAAAAAAGUAAAUAGAAGAAGAACAUGGAAAGUGCCUCCAAGACAAAAAACCAAAAAUAACAAAAUGGCAAAAUGCCUGAUUGCAAACAUUUAUUUUCUAUUUUAUGUGGAAACAUUUUUGUCAUACAAAGAACAAAUUAAAAUGGAAUUAAUUAUAUUUAAUUAUAUAAGUGAAAAUAUAUUCUAACCAAAAUCCAGAGCUUGUCCCUUCACCUUUGCUUCCUGGAGCUGCGAAUUUGACCAAUCUCAUUUUCACAUCAAAACGCAAAAUAGAGAAAUGGCGUUCUUGUUGAGCAAAACCACCAUCGCUUCCCAUUUUCGAUCUCACUCUCAGAAGACUGAAGAUUUGGCUUCUCUCCCGCGCCGUCGAUUCCACAUCGAACCCGGGCCUCGUGAAAAGGCUCUGUUGGCAGAGGAUUCAGCUCUGAAGCCAUUCAAAUCUUAUAAGCGGAGUGUGAAACAACUGAAAAGAAUUGGGGAUGUUCUGACAGUUGUUGUUGUUGCAGGCUGCUGUUACGAAAUAUAUGUCAGAGCAGUUGCGAGAGAAGAAUCUCAGAAACAGUAAUGUUCUGAAAGUUCAGAAUAAAGUGAAUUUUGGGAUGUUAAUUUUCUGUGUCCUGGUUUUUUUGUGGCAACCAUUUGGUCGUUAAGAGAUUAGCCAUUUUAGAAUAAGCAGAAAAGCAUUUGAACCAAACUUGCUUGUGCAUUAGUAGUAGUAUUUUCACUAUUCAAGAUGUACACUGCCUGACGAAAAAGUUGAUAACAAAUUGGCAGAUCACAAAUUUGUGGCCUUUAGGUCUGAAAAACAGAUAGAACUCGUUCAGCCAAGUUUGAGGGUGACAGUUAUUUGAGAGGGGUGUUGUGAUGAUCUAUGCGUUGUGUGAUGCAAUUCUAUAAUUAAGCUUUGCCUGAAAUGUUUAUGAAUCCGAUAAUCAUAUUAAUGGGAAUUGUAACCUAGUGCUGGCAAUAAUAUUUUGCUAGUUUCUUUAAGUCCUCAUUUCAUGGUGUUGGGCUGGGAAG
Molecule: messenger RNA, 1149 nt
Organism: Abrus precatorius (Indian licorice)
Lineage: Eukaryota; Viridiplantae; Streptophyta; Magnoliopsida; Fabales; Fabaceae
Product: succinate dehydrogenase subunit 7B, mitochondrial
Exons: 4
Coding region: 407-694 (95 amino acids)
Source: RefSeq, a predicted model, not a curated record